Postia placenta MAD-698-R-SB12 is the source of this 783-nucleotide messenger RNA. RefSeq lists its product as hypothetical. The coding region runs from base 1 to 783 and encodes 260 amino acids. Gene Ontology annotation, molecular function: GTP binding; zinc ion binding; GTP cyclohydrolase I activity. The record is from RefSeq and is a predicted model, not a curated record. Gene Ontology annotation, biological process: tetrahydrofolate biosynthetic process; tetrahydrobiopterin biosynthetic process. The transcript has 5 exons. Gene Ontology annotation, cellular component: cytoplasm. NCBI's taxonomy places the organism in Eukaryota, Fungi, Basidiomycota, Agaricomycetes, Polyporales, Adustoporiaceae.
AUGCUUCCUUCGGUACUUGCAUCCCCUGGUCUCAACAGGCCCGGGGUGAGCGCUCUUGUCCGAGAAGGAUAUGGCUUCAGACCGCCAUCUGGGCAUUCUACCCCGCUGAAUACGUCAAUAUCCGGGGUAGAGGCUAGCAGCCCACUACCUGAUCCAAAUGGGCUGGGAUGGCCGGCCAAGUCCACGUUAUCUCGUCUUAAUGCUACGCCGGCAGAGCGCGCCGAACGAGAACAGAAGCUUGCCGGUGCUGUUCGUACUAUUCUCGAGUGCAUUGGCGAGGAUCCCGAUAGGGAGGGUCUCCUCCGGACGCCAGAGCGAUACGCCCAAGCGCUCAUGUGGAUGACCCGAGGAUAUGAAGAACGCUUGGCAGAUGUCAUUAACGAUGCCGUCUUUGCCGAAGACCACGAGGAGAUGGUUAUUGUGCGUGAUAUUGACAUAUCAAGCUUGUGCGAGCAUCAUCUCGUUCCAUUCACGGGCAAGAUCGCAAUAGCGUAUAUACCCAACCAUCUCGUACUCGGCUUGUCGAAGCUGGCCCGCAUUGCUGAAACCUUUAGUCGCCGUCUACAAGUUCAAGAACGCCUCACAAAGCAGAUUGCACUUGCUGUGCAAGAAGCUAUCAAGCCUCGUGGAGUCGCCGUCGUGAUGGAAGCAACUCACUUAUGCAUGACUAUGCGGGGCGUGCAGAAACCAGGGGCUAUCACGGUAACGUCUUGUAUGCUUGGCUGUUUCCGAACGCAGCAAAAGACCCGAGAAGAGUUCUUGACCCUCAUCAAGGGACGUUAA